AUGUCUGCUCUCCGUCUAGUCUCUUCUGCUGCUCGGCGGGCUCCCAAGGUGUUUACAUCUGGCCGACGUGGCUACGCGGAGGCGGCAGAUAAGAUCAAACUUUCUCUGGUCCUGCCGCAUCAAUCCAUUUUCACCUCCACAGAAGUCGUGCAGGUGAACAUCUCCGCAGCAACGGGAGACAUGGGUAUUCUCGCGAACCAUGUCCCGUCAAUUGAACCUCUUCGCCCUGGUGUCGUUGAGGUGAUCGAACCUGGGAGUGCAUCGAAAAAGUGGUUCGUCUCUGGCGGGUUUGCUACCGUUCACCCUAACAACUCGCUAACCAUCAAUGCGGUGGAGGCUGCGCCAUUAGAAGACUUCUCCCCCGAGGCUAUCCGUGCGAACCUGCAGGAGGCAUUGAAGGUUGCGGCGGGGAGCGGGUCGGAGGAGGACAAGAUGGAAGCGCGCAUAGAAGCGGAUGUGUAUGAAGCGUUGCAACAUGCUCUCGGUUCCAAGUAA
This is a messenger RNA of Fibroporia radiculosa, 495 nucleotides long. RefSeq lists its product as uncharacterized. The transcript is spliced from 4 exons. Gene Ontology annotation, molecular function: proton-transporting ATP synthase activity, rotational mechanism. Bases 1 to 495 code for a protein of 164 amino acids. NCBI's taxonomy places the organism in Eukaryota, Fungi, Basidiomycota, Agaricomycetes, Polyporales, Fibroporiaceae. The record is from RefSeq and is a predicted model, not a curated record. Gene Ontology annotation, biological process: proton motive force-driven ATP synthesis.